Molecule: messenger RNA, 10439 nt
Organism: Dipodomys ordii (Ord's kangaroo rat)
Lineage: Eukaryota; Metazoa; Chordata; Mammalia; Rodentia; Heteromyidae
Gene: Dmxl2
Product: Dmx-like 2
Exons: 44
Coding region: 186-9350 (3054 amino acids)
Biological process (GO): vacuolar acidification
Cellular component (GO): RAVE complex
Molecular function (GO): protein binding
Source: RefSeq, a predicted model, not a curated record
CAUGGCUGGGCAGAGGCGGAGGGAAGGCGAAAGCCGAGCGAGGCGUUGAGCCCGGAGCCCGCCUCAGGGUCGGGGUUCCCGAGAGAGGCGGUGGGGAAACGGCUGUGGGGGGGGGCCGCGCCCGGGGAAAGGUCCGUGGCCCCUUCUGGCGCAUUCCUCCUCGGUCCACAGCUCGGGCUCCGGAGAUGCAUCUGCACCAGGUCCUCACCGGGGCUGUCAACCCCGGCGACAACUGCUACUCGGUGGGCAGCGUCGGGGACGUCCCCUUCACGGCAUAUGGUUCAGGCUGUGAUAUUGUUAUUUUGGCAAGUGACUUUGAAUGUGUGCAGAUCAUUCCUGGUGCUAAGCAUGGGAACAUCCAGGUCAGCUGUGUGGAGUGUUCUCAUCAACAAGGACGGGUUGCAGCUUCAUAUGGUAAUGCUGUUUGUAUUUUUGAGCCCCUGGGCAUAAAUUCUCAUAAGAGAAAUAGUCAACUCAAGUGUCAGUGGCUUAAAACUGGGCAGUUUUUUUUGAGUUCUGUGACUUACAACUUAGCUUGGGACCCUCAAGAUAACAGAUUGUUGACAGCAACUGAUUCUAUUCAGUUGUGGGCUCCUCCAGGAGGUGAUAUUCUGGAAGAGGAGGAAGAAAGUGAUAACAAAAUUCCUCCUGUUUUAAAUGACUGGAAGUGCAUCUGGCAGUGCAAAACUUCAGUGUCGGUACAUCUGAUGGAAUGGUCUCCUGAUGGUGAAUAUUUUGCUACUGCUGGAAAGGAUGAUUGUCUUUUGAAAGUGUGGUAUCCUAUGACUGGUUGGAAAUCGUCAAUUAUACCUCAGGAUCAUCAUGAAGUGAAAAAGAGACAGGCCUCUACUCAGUUUUCCUUUGUUUACUUGGCACAUCCUCGAGCAGUGACAGGUUUUUCAUGGCGUAAAACAAGCAAGUAUAUGCCCAGGGGUUCUGUGUGUAAUGUGUUACUAACUUCAUGCCAUGAUGGUGUGUGUCGGCUCUGGGCAGAAACCUUACUACCAGAAGACUGUCUUUUGGGUGAACAGAUUUGUGAGACUACUACCUCCAGCACUGCCAGCACCCUUUCUCAUUCUGGAAGACAUAAAGAUAGAAUACAGCAUGCUCUUGAGACAAUACACCAUUUGAAAAAUCUAAGGAAAGGACAAAGGAGGUCUUCAGUUCUUGUGACUCAUACCGAAUCAGUGCACGACCAGAUGGCAACACAUGAAGUUCAAAGACAUAUUUCCCACCACGCCAACGCACUGUGUCACUUUCACAUCGCCGCCAGCAUUCACCCUGCCACAGAUAUUCCAAAUGCCCUGGUUGGCACUGCAUUUAACAUUGAAGAUGGAAAUGGGGGAUUUGUAGUUCAUUGGCUAAACAAUAAGGAAUUCCAUUUUACAUCAUCGACUGAAAUAUUUAUGUAUCAAUUAAGAAAGCUUUCGGAGAAACAGUUAGAUCAUGAAAGUAAUGAUGCAGAUAGAGAAGACGAGGAGCGUUCACAAGAGGAAAGAGAGAGGGGUUUACGUAUGAAACUGGACCAUGAAUUAUCCCUGGAUAGAGAAUCUGAGGCAGGUACAGGAUCAUCAGAACACGAAGAUGGAGAAAGAGAAGGAAGUCCUAGAACCUAUUCACAACCUAGCAUCCCAAUGCCACUGCCUACAGUCCUUCUUGACCGGAAGAUUGAAAUGCUGCUAUCAGAAUGGAAUAAGAAUCCUGACAUGCUUUUUACAAUUCACCCUGUGGAUGGUACAUUUCUAGUGUGGCAUGUAAAGUAUUUGGAUGAAUAUAAUCCUGGAAUAUUCAGACAAGUCCAGGUUUCUUUUUCUUCUCGGAUUCCUGUUGCGUUUCCCUCUGGUGAUGCCAGCUCUCUUAGUAAAAACAUCAUGAUGUACGCCUGUAUAAAUGCUAUGAAAGAUUCUCACCACACUCCAUCACACCAGGAAAUGAUGCCUGAAGACAGUCCUCAUGGACCACAGCUGCACUCUAGAUCACACAGUACAAAUAUGAACAUUUUAGCUCCAACAGUCAUGAUGGUCUCUAAGCACAUAGAUGGAUCUUUAAAUCAGUGGGCAGUCACUUUUGCAGAUAAGUCUGCCUUCACCACAGUUCUAACUGUAUCCCACAAGUUUCGAUACUGUGGCCAUCGAUUUCAUCUCAAUGACUUGGCAUGUCAUUCAGUUUUACCACUGUUACUGACAUCCUCCCAUCAUAAUGCUUUGUUGACUCCUGAAUCAGAUUGUCAGUGGGACUCAGAUAGUAAUUUAAAUAGAAUAAUAGAUCCUGUGAAACAUACAAAAGCUUUGUCUAAACAACCUAUUAGAAAUGCCGCAACCCGAACGUUUCAUGACCCAAAUGCCAUCUACAGUGAACUUAUUCUGUGGCGUGUAGACCCAAUAGGACCUUUGUCGUACACUGGAGGAGUGUCGGAAUUGGCUAGAAUUAACUCUUUACAUACCUCAGCUUUCUCUAAUGUGGCGUGGCUUCCAACGCUUAUUCCCAGUUAUUGCCUUGGCACAUACUGCAAUUCAGCAAGUGCUUGCUUUGUUGCAUCUGAUGGCAAAAAUCUGAGACUUUAUCAAGCUGUAGUAGAUGCAAGAAAAUUAUUAGAUGAACUGUCAGAUCCAGAAGCUUCUAAACUUAUUGGAGAAGUGUUUAAUAUCGUGAGUCAACAGUCUACUGCUCGACCUGGCUGCAUUAUUGAACUUGAUGCUAUAACUGACCAAUGUGGCUCAAAUACACAGUUGCUUCAUGUGUUUCAAGAAGACUUCAUUAUAGGAUAUAAACCACAUAAGGAAGAUCUGGAGAAAAAGGAAACAGAAGUAUUUUUUCAGCCAUCACAAGGAUAUCGACCACCACCAUUUUCAGAAAAGUUCUUUCUAGUAGUAAUUGAAAAGGACAGGAACAAUUACUCUAUUCUCCAUAUGUGGCACCUUCAUCUUAAAUCUGUGCAAGCAUGUUUAGCAAAAUCUUCAGACAAUGUUUCAUCUGAGAAUCUACUCUCAGUCCCUGGACAGAAGAAUGUGGAGUCGUCUCCAGAAACCUCCCCUAGUAUGAGUCCCAUGCCACAUUCUUCAUCAAUUGCAAAUCUUCAGACUGCUAGCAAACUUAUUCUGAGUUCUCGACUGGUAUAUAGCCAACCCCUGGAUCUCCCCGAAGCGGUUGAAGUAAUAAGAGCAACACCUUCAGCAGGCCAUUUGAGUUCUUCUUCAAUCUAUCCUGUGUGCCUUGCGCCUUAUUUAGUGGUCACAACUUGUUCUGACAAUAAAGUGCGCUUCUGGAAAUGUUGUAUGGAGACCAACCCACAGUGCAAUUCAAGUGAUGAGAAAGAAACCUAUCAUUGGAGGAGAUGGCCCCUUAUGAACGAUGAAGGAGAAGAUAACAGCAGUACAGUGAGCAUUGUAGGAAGACCAGUUGCUGUGAGCUGUUCAUACACAGGUCGCCUCGCAGUGGCUUAUAAGCAGCCUAUGCACCACAAUGGUUUUGUUUCUAAAGAAUUUUCCAUGCAUGUUUGUAUAUUCGAGUGUGAAUCCACUGGAGGGUCAGAAUGGGUUUUAGAACAAACUAUUCAUCUUGAUGAUUUGGUUAAGGUUGGGAGUGUUCUUGACUCACGGGUUAGCGUUGACAGUAAUCUGUUUGUAUAUAGCAAAUCAGAUGCACUUUUAAGCAAGGAUAGGUAUCUUAUUCCAAAUAUCAAGCAUUUAGUACAUUUAGACUGGGUGUCAAAAGAAGAUGGCUCCCACAUUCUCACAGUGGGGGUUGGUGCUAAUAUCUUCAUGUAUGGGAGGCUUUCAGGAAUUGUAACUGAGCAGACCAACAGUAAGGAUGGCGUAGCUGUCAUUACGUUGCCACUAGGUGGUAGUAUUAAGCAGGGGGUUAGGUCAAGAUGGGUUCUUCUUAGAUCUAUAGACUUGGUCUCCUCUGUCGAUGGUACACCUUCACUACCUGUUUCUCUCUCUUGGGUAAGAGAUGGGAUCUUGGUGGUGGGAAUGGAUUGUGAAAUGCAUGUGUAUGCCCAGUGGAAGCAUGCUAUGAAAUUUGGGGACACAGAAGCUGAUAGUCCCAGUGCAGAAGAGACAUUACAAGAACAUUCAGCCUUUAAGUCUAGCAUGUUGGCAAGAAAAAGCAUUGCUGAAGGAACAGCUACUGCUGACGACGUGUUUUGCUCACCAACUGUAGUUCAAGAUGGUGGCUUGUUUGAGGCUGCCCAUGUACUUUCUCCUACUCUGCCACAGUAUCAUCCAACUCAGUUGUUGGAAUUGAUGGAUUUAGGGAAAGUGCGGAGGGCUAAAGCCAUCCUCUCUCAUUUAGUAAAAUGCAUUGCAGGUGAAGUUGCAAUAGUUAGAGACGCCGAUGCUGGAGAAGGAACUAAGCGACAUCUUUCUCGAACCAUUAGUGUAAGUGGCAGUACAGCAAAAGAUACGGUCACCAUAGGAAAAGAUGGUACUCGAGAUUACACCGAGAUAGAUUCUAUUCCUCCGCUGCCACUAUAUGCAUUACUUGCUGCAGAUCAGGAUACAUCCUACAGAAUUUCAGAAGAGAGUACAAAGAUGCCUCCAAGCUAUGAAGAUCAUACUGAAAAUCAGCCAGAGGAUCAGUAUUCAGAGCUGUUUCAAAUCCAAGAUAUAACAACGGAUGAUAUUGAUUUAGAGCCAGAAAAGAGAGAAAAUAAGUCAAAAGUAAUAAAUCUUUCUCAGUAUGGGCCAGCUUACUUUGGCCAGGAACAUGCUAGGGUACUUUCAAGUCACCUUAUGCACUCAAGUUUACCAGGCCUUACCCGCUUGGAGCAGAUGUUCCUUGUUGCACUGGCGGAUACAGUGGCUACCACCAGUACUGAGCUUGAUGAAAACAGAGAUAAGAAUUACUCAGGAAGAGACACCUUAGACGAAUGUGGUUUGAGAUACUUGUUAGCUAUGCGCUUGCACACAUGCCUUUUAACAUCCCUGCCUCCUUUAUACCGGGUACAGCUACUUCAUCAAGGUGUGUCCACCUGCCAUUUUGCUUGGGCUUUUCAUUCUGAAGCUGAGGAAGAACUGAUUAAUAUGAUUCCAGCAAUUCAGCGCGGAGACCCUCAGUGGUCUGAGUUAAGAGCUAUGGGAAUAGGUUGGUGGGUGAGGAAUAUUAACACCCUUCGAAGAUGUAUGGAGAAGGUUGCCAAAGCUUCUUUUCAGAGGAACAAUGAUGCCUUAGAUGCUGCAUUAUUCUACCUUUCCAUGAAGAAGAAAGCAGUGGUGUGGGGUCUGUUUAGGUCACAACAUGAUGAAAAAAUGACAACGUUUUUCAGCCACAACUUUAAUGAAGACAGGUGGCGUAAAGCUGCUUUGAAGAAUGCUUUUUCUUUGCUUGGAAAACAACGCUUUGAACAAUCUGCUGCUUUUUUCUUAUUGGCCGGCUCAUUGAAAGAUGCCAUUGAGGUAUGUCUUGAAAAGAUGGAAGACAUUCAGCUAGCCAUGGUUAUUGCCCGUUUAUAUGAAUCAGAAUUUGAAACUUCAUCCACUUACAUAUCUAUCUUGAACCAGAAGAUUUUGGGUUGCUCUAAGGAUGGCUCAGGAUUCAAUUGCAAACAAUUACAUCCUGACCCUUUUCUGCGUAGUCUUGCUUACUGGGUAAUGAAAGAUUACACUCGGGCCUUGGACACAUUAUUGGAACAAACGCCAAAGGAGGAUUCUGAACAUCAAGUUAUCAUCAAAUCUUGUAACCCCGUGGUGUUCAGUUUUUACAACUAUCUUCGAACACAUCCUUUACUUCUUCGAAGAAAUCUUGCUUCUCCUGAAGGAACUUUGGCAACCUUAGGUCUCAAAACUGAGAAAAACAUUGCUGAUAAGAUUAACCUCAUAGAAAGAAAAUUAUUCUUUACCACUGCAAAUGCUCAUUUUAAAGUUGGAUGCCCUGUUUUAGCCCUAGAAGUACUUUCCAAAAUUCCCAAAGUAACCAAAAUAUCUUCCUUACCUGAAAAAAAGGAUCAGCCUGAUGUCUUUUCUAAAAAGAUAGAUGAUGGGCCUUCAGGAUCAGUAGCUCUGAGAGAUGGCACAGGAAAUUCUGGCACUGAUUGGUCAGCUCUAACUUCUUCACAGUUCGACUGGAGCCAGCCAAUUGUUAAAGUUGAUGAGGAACCUCUUAAUCUUGAUUGGGGUGAAGAUCACAAUGAUGUCUCAGAAGAGGAUGAAGAUGCUGUUGGUUUAGUCAUGAAAAGCUCAGAUACCAGGGGAAAAGAUGGACAAGAUCAGAAGGCCUCAGAUCCUAACAUGUUAUUGACCCCUCAGGAAGAGGAUUAUCCUGAACAUGAUACUGAGGUUGAUGUGAUUGCUGAACAGUUAAAAUUCAGGGCUUGCUUAAAGAUCCUAAUGACUGAACUGAGAACUUUGGCUACAGGUUAUGAAGUGGAUGGAGGAAAGCUCAGAUUUCAACUUUACAACUGGCUUGAAAAGGAAAUUGCUGCCCUGCAUGACAUAUGUAAUCAUGAGGCAGUUAUUAAAGAAUAUUCCAGUGAAAUGUAUUCUAAAUUAGAGAGUGAUCUUUUGGAUCAGGAAGAAAUGAUGGACAAACCAGACAUUGGCUCCUAUGAGCGCCACCAAAUAGAAAGACGAAGAUUACAAGCUAAACGAGAACAUGCAGAAAGGCGAAAGCUGUGGUUGCAGAAGAACCAGGACCUUUUAAGAGUGUUUCUUAGUUAUUGUAGCCUUCAUGGGGCCCAAGGUGGUGGGCUGGCCUCAGUAAGAAUGGAACUGAAAUUUUUGUUACAAGAAUCACAACAGGAAACUACAGUAAAACAGCUCCAGUCUCCACUGCCAUUGCCUACUACUCUCCCUCUGCUUUCAGCAAGUAUUGCUUCGACAAAAACAGUCAUCGCUAAUCCUGUCUUAUACUUAAAUAACCACAUUCAUGAUAUUCUUUAUACUAUUGUUCAGAUGAAAACACCACCUCAUCCCACUGUUGAAGACGUGAAGGUGCACACACUUCAUUCAUUAGCCGCAUCACUCUCUGCGUCCAUUUACCAAGCGUUAUGUGACAGUCAUAGCUACAGUAGUCAAACAGAAGGAAAUCAGUUCACAGGAAUGGCUUAUCAAGGACUUCUUUUAAGUGAUCGUCGAAGACUCAGGACAGAAAGCAUAGAAGAACAUGCAACGCCAAAUUCAUCUCCUGCUCAGUGGCCUGGUGUGAGUUCGCUUAUUAAUCUCUUGAAUUCAGCCCAAGAUGAAGACCAGCCAAAAUUGAAUGUUUUGUUGUGUGAAGCAGUUGUUGCUGUUUACUUAAGUUUAUUGAUCCAUGCCCUUGCCACAAAUUCCUCCAAUGAGUUGUUUCGGCUUGCAGCCCACCCAUUAAAUAACCGAAUGUGGGCUGCUGUUUUUGGAGGGGGCGUGAAGCUUGUUGUAAAGCCUCGAAGACAAUCAGAAAACAUUUCGGCACCUCCUGUUCCUUCUGAAGACAUAGAUAAACACCGGAGGAGAUUUAACAUGCGAAUGCUGGUCCCUGGAAGGCCUGGAAAAGAUGCCACCCCACCACCAGUGCCUGCAGAAAGACCGUCUUACAAAGAAAAGUUUAUCCCUCCAGAACUUAGUAUGUGGGAUUACUUUGUUGCCAAGCCAUUUCUUCCUCUGUCUGAUAGUGGUGUGAUAUAUGAUUCUGAUGAAAGCAUUCACAGUGAUGAUGAAGAUGAUGAUGCCUUUUUUUCAGACAUACAAAUACAGGAACACCAGGAUCCAAAUUCCUACAGCUGGGCUCUUAUGCACUUGACAGUGGUUAAGCUGGCGCUUCACAAUGUCAAGAAUUUCUUUCCCAUUGCUGGACUGGAAUUCUCUGAGCUACCUGUAACGUCACCAUUAGGUAUUGGUGUGAUUAAGAACUUGGAGAACUGGGAACAGAUCCUGCAGGAGAAAAUGGAUCAGUUUGAAGGCCCACCCCCCAACUAUGUCAACACGUAUCCAUCUGACCUCUCAGUAGGAGCUGGACCAGCUAUCCUUCGGAAUAAAGCAAUGCUAGAACCUGAAAAUACUCCAUUCAAGUCCCGAGAUUCUUCUGCACUUCCAGUCAAGAGACUUUGGCAUUUCCUAGUUAAACAAGAAAUCCUCCAAGAGACAUUUAUUAGAUACAUUUUCACCAAGAAAAGAAAACAGAGCGAGUCUGUAGAAGAACAUGUGGAGCAGGUCAAACAAAACCACGUAUCAGAGGAUUGCCACAUCAAGGUUGAAGCUGAUCUGGGUUAUCCUGGCGGAAAGGCAAAGGUCAUUCAUAAGGAAUCUGACAUGAUCAUGGCAUUUUCUGUUAAUAAGGCAAACUGCAACGAAAUUGUUUUGGCUUCCACACACGAUGUUCAAGAACUUGAUGUCACUUCUCUCCUGGCCUGUCAAUCUUAUAUAUGGAUUGGAGAAGAAUAUGACCGAGAAUCUAAAAGCUCAGAUGAUGUUGAUUACCGAGGUUCCACCACUACGCUGUAUCAAGCCAGCACAGCUUCCCAUUCCCAGGUGCAUCCCCCUUCAUCUCUGCCCUGGUUAGGUAGCGGACAGACCAGCACCGGAGCCAGUGUGCUUAUGAAAAGGAACCUACACAAUGUUAAGAGAAUGACAUCCCACCCUGUCCAUCAAUACUAUCUUACAGGUGCUCAGGAUGGCAGUGUCCGAAUGUUCGAAUGGACACGACCUCAGCAACUUGUCUGCUUCCGUCAAGCUGGCAAUGCAAGAGUUACUAGAUUAUAUUUUAACUCACAGGGUAACAAGUGUGGUGUUGCAGAUGGAGAAGGGUUUCUGAGUAUCUGGCAAGUGAACCAGACUUCAGCUAAUCCUAAACCUUACAUGAGCUGGCAGUGCCACAGUAAAGCCGCAAGUGACUUUGCAUUUAUUACCUCUUCAAGUCUAGUUGCAACGUCUGGACAGUCCAAUGACAAUAGAAAUGUAUGCCUCUGGGACACGCUGAUAUCACCUGCCAACAGCCUCAUUCAUGGUUUUACAUGCCACGAUCACGGGGCCACAGUUCUUCAGUAUGCGCCCAGGCAGCAGCUCCUCAUCUCAGGGGGGAGAAAAGGCUACAUCUGCAUCUUUGACAUCCGACAGCGCCAGCUGAUCCACACAUUCCAGGCGCACGACUCGGCCAUCAAGGCCUUGGCGCUGGACCCUUGUGAGGAGUACUUCACUACAGGUUCCGCGGAGGGGAACAUGAAGGUGUGGAGAUUGUCAGGCCACGGCCUGAUCCACUCGUUCAGGAAUGAGCAUGCCAAGCAGUCCAUCUUCAGAAACCUCGGGGCAGGGGUCAUGCAGAUCGACAUCAGCCAGGACGGCCGGCUCUUCUCCUGCGGCGCCGACGGCACACUGAAAACCAGGGUUCUCCCCAAUGCUUUCAACAUCCCCAAUAGAAUCCUCGACAUCCUCUAGUCACACAAAGCAUUAAUCUAAGAACACAAAACAGGAAUCCGGCCCUGCUGCUUUCCAGGCAGUCGUUCCCACACUGUGUAGAAGUUGAGUGAGGCCCCAGCCGAGCGACCCCGCGCUCGGUAGGCAGAGCACACGCGCAUGCUCCUCGUUACUCUCACCUACCCAACCCAACCUGCAUUGUGUGAGGGAAGCUCCUCUUCGCAGCAUUCAGAAAACCUGAUUGAGAAAGCAUUGGAGGUGAGCUCGCAGUUGAAAGGCGGUGAGGGACCUUUGCACCAAAUCAAGGAAGAGAUUGCUACUGAUUCAGGUUCUCCCUGUCUUCCAUGGCGAAGCAUGCUGCCGCCCUCCCGCCCUCACGGGGACAGCCCCGAGGCGGCCGAUGCUCAGAGACACUUCCCUACUGCACAGCGACCAGGUCCCUCCAGUCCUCCUCCUUAGUGUCUCCACUGAGCUAGUACUGUAACUUGCAAAUGAGUGCAAAUUUAAAUGCAAUGUUUCCUCAUGAUUUGCACAUUCACAUGUUCUGGACUGCUAGUGUUUUUUUAUUUAAAUAUCUGCCUUCAUGUUAGGAAUGUAACAUGUGAACAUGACAUAUUUGUAGUUAACCAAACAUGCUUUCCUAGUCCAGUUUAGUACUUUUUCCUUUUUACGUACUCAAGGUUAGCUACAACAUUGAAGGCUCUGUUGAAGCUACGCCAGUAGAACAUUUCAUAUCAAUUAAAAUGAAUGUUAGGCUUUUGUGGCCAGUUGAUGAGAUUGGUGAUAUUAUUUAUUGCCACAGCCUAUUGUAUAAACUAUGCAGAGUUAACUAUUAUUUGCUUGUAAAAUAUUAGCAAGUAUCAUCAAAUACUUUGAUGGAUUUCCUUGGUUAUAUCCAAAAGCUGUUGUUGAGAUAUUGAAGCCAAUGUCUAUGUGUGUUUAAAUGUUACCAGCAAAUUGUCUCAUCAUGUUAAUGAAGGUGUUCAAUGCCUGUGCAGUAAACAGUGAACUAUAAUGGUAUAAAAGCACCUUUCUCUGAAGGCAAUGUGAUGUUCAUGCUGUGAAAUACCUGUGUAAAAGAGAAAUAAAUGUUAUUUGUUUGGAGUUUUA